Podarcis lilfordi (Lilford's wall lizard) is the source of this 19863-nucleotide messenger RNA. Lineage: Eukaryota; Metazoa; Chordata; Lepidosauria; Squamata; Lacertidae. The record is from the annotation of a GenBank genome assembly.
CGUCAACAAAUGUUUGUCGCCUUGCAGAUGUGCAGACGCUCAGAGAGGGACCUUGCUAGCCUAGUCUGGACGCAACUGCUCGACAAGACCAUUGGCAGGUAUGGCGAAGAAGCCACCCCACUCGCCCCCAAUGCACCCGCUUGGUCUCUGCCAGUGCUGCCCUUCCCUGAUGGUUUUUGCUUUUCAAAAGGGUGGGGGCGGAAACAGGGUUGGGAAUGGCGUUUUUCAGUGGGUAAGGCUUUGCUCCGUUCCGAGUCCCACCUUUUCGUCUCUUCUUUUUCUUUCCUGUGAUAGAGGAAGGCAGGAAUUUGAAUUUUUAAUUUGAAUUUUUAGCUGUGUUUAUGUGCGUGCAUGCCCACAAUUUGAACUCAGCUUCAAGCAGCAAAAAGUCUCAGGCCAGCACUGCGUUCCCCGCAGGACAGCCUGUGGAGCCCUGGCAAGGGUCUUCUGCAAUUUAGCAGCUGGGUGGCAGGUAGAAAUUCAACAGGUGUAGUAUGCUGCCUUCAUGCCAGAGGAGGGGAGCUUGUACCCACUGCAACCAAGAGCACAGAAGCUCUGCCAGAAAGGAUGUUUCAGCCACAGAUAAAUCUAAUGGGGCUAAUAAAGUUAUCCAGUCUUCCUCUCCCCGCUGCUCCCCAGCUGCCCUCAUGCAUUAUGAAAGCUGAAAUAGGCUCCUGUUUUCACCUGUGGGGGCUGGUCAUUGCCUCUUAGCCUAACCUACCUAACAAGGAUGUUGUGGGGAUUAAAUGACGAGGUGGGAAACCAUGCACACCACAUUCAGCUUGUAGAAAAGGUGGAAUAUAGAAUAAUAAUACUGAUAAUAGUAUUAGGUCAUAAAGAGAUACAUUCUGUUGUUUAUGAAUUACAAACUGAAUUAAUAGUAGAACAGAACUUUAUCCUUUAUGGCAGGAUAUAACUAAUAUAUUAAUAUAUAAUAUGAACAAUAGGCCAAGGAGAUAGACAGGUCACCGACAGUCAAUGUUAGUUUUAAUUUGCAGCUAUACAUAUACCAGCUAUACAUAUACAUUUACACAUGCAAAAUCCUCAUAAAUCUAUGCCAUCUUUUGUUUGCUUUCUGGGCCACGCAAAUGACAGAUGCCCGGCCUUGCCUGGUGGCGGCGCCAGCCGUGAGUUGAAAAUGGAGAGCUGACAGCUGUCUAGAAACGAUAAGAUUGCCACAUGAUGAGGAAGGCCUGUUGAAACAUGGCAAGUCCAGCGUCUCAGCCGGAUUCUGCACGCCUGGCCACAUUCUAGGAUUCACCACCUGCACCCUUUUAAUAUGUUGAGCUGCAGGUUGCGAAUGCUAAUUAUAUGUAUUUAAAAUAUUUCACCCCUCUGGGCACCUGGUGCAGCUGCUUCCCUGCAUUUCCACAGACCAGGUUACAGCAGGGAAUCAAGCCCUCGGACCACCUUGAUACCACCUAAAUAGGGCCGUGUCCCCAAGCGCUGUAGAAAUCCUCGGUCCAGAUCCUCGGUCAGUUGCUGCGUGGGGCAAGUGAUCUCUCUGGAAGCCAGUGGAGACAGGCAUCGCCAUCCUUGUUGAUGCAUGAAAGGGAAAGCUCAUCUCCACCCAAACUCUGUCACAUGGGCAGAGGCCAUAACGAAACCCUUGCAACUGGAAAAACAUGAUGGUGGGGUUGAACUGUAGAGAUGGAGAGGAAUUCAUUCAUAACCAAUUAGGUAGAAAUUCAAACACAUCAGAUUUGCGUUUUCCAAACCAAUGAACCAAACGCCAACUACCCUUUCAAACUAGCACUUCUCUGAUUUAAAAGCCUAUUUGAGGUAGCUGCUGGCUGCCCUCUUUUCUCAAUGCAUGCUCUUGGAUAUUUCUUUUUUCCCAUUUAUUUAUUUAUUAUUAAUGUUGCCAUACAUAUAUGAAAUCUUUACAUAAUGAUACAUAUACUUUAUAUUCGUAAAUUCACACUUUCACAUUUCAUUACGUACCAACAUUUAUCCAUUUCUUAUUUCUUGCCCUGUGUCUUCCCUCCACCCCUGCGUGACUUCCUUGUUAUUAUUUUGUAACUUUAUUAUUGAGAUUAUAAUUUUGUAUCUUAAUAAUUAAACAUUCAAUCUUAUAUAUCUGAUUAGCUUAACUUAACUUUGUGAAAUCAGUCUAUACAUAUCAAUAAAUUCUUGUUGGAGCAUCUUUUGGUCAUGUAUUCUUCUACACAUUUUCAUUCCUGAUUGAGAUUUUGAUUAGAUUGCAUUCUAAUUGUUGCUGUCAUUUUUGCUAAUUCAACCCAAUUAGCUCUUGGAUAUUUCUUUUACGUUUUGUCCUCAGGUUGCUGUUCCUUGUUGCUCCACUGCCUUCUGGAGUUCUGACACUAUGGAAACAAGAUCUCUUCUCAGGCAAAUAAUGGGCUACAGCAUGCCUUUUGGCUUCCUUAUCCUUUUGGCCGUGGCCACAAAUGGUGAGGAGAAUGCAACCACACAACCUCCAGACAAAUCUUUUUUUUUUUUUAAAUAAUUUUUAUUAACAGGCCAAUCACAUCACAUUAUCCAUAUCACAUUAAUUCCAAAUUAUACAGCCAAAUUUUACAUUUUGUUGGGGGUACCCAUACAUCAAGCUCCACACGAGUCCAAAACAGCAUCACUUAUCUUACUGCUUUAAUUAGACAGUUCUGUCCAGUUUGAUCCGGAUAGUCCUUUAUUACUUCCUUUCUCUUCUUGUUGUUAUCAUAAAUUCCUUUCUUUGCGAUCUCCGAUGAUUUUCACAAGCAGGUUAAAAGCUCCACCCCCCCCUUCAUUCCAAACAUACCGUCUCCUUGUGGUAAUUCAUCAGAAGAUUUACUUAUCCGUCCGUCACUCCUGGUCGCAGAGAUCCAUUAAUCAGCAGUCUUAUCAGUCGAGCUUUACUUGAUGUAUGUGCUUUCAGCUUCAUUUCCAAUUAUAUGUUUCCAAUUAUAAUUCCAAGCUGAAGCAACCAGCACGCGCUGAUUGGAAUCGGCGUCAGGAAGAUCUGACUUCACCGGUGGCCUGUGCCAAGUGUUCGGCACCCCCAUCUCUCGUUUCAGGGGGUGCAUUGUGAACACCGCUGGCAGGACAGUGCCCCCCCACAUCCUGAGGGGGAUUAGGAAGGCUGCAUACUUCCCAUAGCAGCCCCUUAGUACCUCGUAUGGGUCAGAGAGAUGUUAUUGUCGGCCAUCUUCCAACGCACCACCUGGUGGCCCCCCAGACUAAUCUUUGCCUCAUCCCACUGUUGCAGCUAACAAAUCGUCUCAAAAUGCAACCGCUUCGGAGACAAUUCAUACGUCCAGAGAAAGUAGAAAGAACAAAACCUCUGGAGAAAUGUAUCCUGCUGCCUUGAAGCCUCUUUCCAAAGAAUUGACUGCAGAUGCAAAAUGGCCUCUGAAUGCAACCAUCAGCACCACUGAGAGGUCACCCGGCAAAAAACCAAGCGCAAAACCAGGACAGGCUAAGGGAGAAGGAGAAAUGAGGGCAUCGCCUAAGUCAGAUGAGAGGAAUUCAACCCAAACCCAUGGUAACAGGGGCUGUGGGGCUGGCUGCCGACCAUCAACUACCACACCAGCUGCAAGAGCUGGAUCUGGUGGUCUGACAGCAAACCUUGGAAUCAUCAUGGCAGUGGUCCUCUCUCUCCUGCUCUGCUUCUGACCCUUGUCUGACCCCCUUGGUUGACGUGGGGCUUCCAAACCAUGAAGUCCACUCACUCAGGGAUGUGGUAGGAUUGUAGUAAUGCUGAAAAUACGCCCUGGGACAUCUCCUCCGCUUCCAAACACCUAAGACCCAAAUAUAGUGUGUGUUUGUGUGAAAUAAAUUCUAUAUUUUUUGAAAGAAUCGCUCUGAGAUCAGCCCUUUAAGCUCUCAGACUGUGUUACAGUGGUGAGACUGUACUACUCCUCUAUUACCUUCCUCUCACCUCAAGAGUUUCGUAUGUACACCAGCGCAUCCUUGAAGACCUAGAUUAAUCCGUCUAACUUUGCAGUUUAACCACCCAGCCGUUCCUGUGUUGGUCUUGCCUUAUCGACUCCUUUUGUUGUUCAACCGUUGCAGUUCAUGGGCCCUUAUCAGGCUGCCCCAGACAGGCAUCCCUUCUGUGACUUUCGUUUCUUCGUGCCCUGUGGCCUGAAACAAAACACUGCCAUGCCAGAACUGAGCAGGUGAAAAGCUUCCCUUUGUGCUUAUCUCGGUGCCUGGAGAAGCCUUUUGCUCUGCCACCCCUGCUGAGGCUCCAAAUGAGCUGGACAUCUCAUUUGGAAUCAACCAUGGGGAGGGGCAUUUUUUUCGAGACUGCAACAGGGGAGAAAAGGCUUAAAUUUGCCUUCCCAACACACCAUGCUGACAGGGUCCGCCAUGAGGCCCAAGUGGCGUAGCAGUUCAUCGUAAGAUUGUAGUGUUGGAAGGGACCCCGUGGGCCAUGUAGUCUGACCCGCUGCAAUGCAUGCAUCUCAACACACCGUCUCCCAUCCAAUUUGAAACCAUACUGGGCCCUGCUUAGCUUUGCAAAUGUGCUAGCAGUUUUCUUGCUGCACCACUAGGAGUGGGGUGUUUGUUCAGGGGCUGGGCACACAAGGCCCUGGGUCCAAUUCCUUGAAUCUCCAUGUUUUGGGCCACAAUUCAGGGGUAGCUGAGCAGGGAGUCCUAUGGGGGAGCGUAGUGGUUUGUCUAGGGUUUCCACCAGGGGUGCUUCCAAGCCUGGAGAUGCUGGGAAUUGAACCUGCAAAGCAGAGUGUUUGCUCUGCCACUGAGCUAUGGCCUUUCCAAGGUUCAGCUCCCUCUUCCAGCUCAAAUACAUAAUGGUGGCGCAGUGUUGAAGACCCUGGAGAGCCCAUACUGCACAGAGGGUGCAAGACUAGGCGAGGUGGGCCAGGGGCUCAGUGUGUGCUUAUUUUAAAAUAGCCUUGAAUUCUACUUCUGAAAGUGAAGCAUCUAUUUAUAUUGUCUUUAUAUUGUCUUCCCAAGAGUCGCUUGGGAAGAAACCAAGUCUUUAGUGUCAUCAGCUCAGUCCUGGGAAUACUCUGCCAACAGAGAUUCAGCAGGCACCUUCUGUUUCAGUUUUUGAAAGCUUGCCAAAAACUUUUCUAUUCAGUCAGGCUUAUGCAGGCAAUGAAGAAUGCAUCUUUUCAAAAUAGUUGGCUGAUUUCUGACAUGUGUGUGAUUAUUUAUAUGAUUGUUGAAAAUGACUGAUUUUUUAAAAUGAAUAGUGGAAUAUAUAGAUAGUAAAUACAAAUAUAUAAAUAUUUUAUGAUCAAUCAAAUGAAUAAAUAUUAUUUGGGGAGUGUAGAGGAUAUUGGGGAAGGAUUUUCCUGAUCAUUUGAGUUUGCUGUGUAAUCAUGGGAUUGCAUUUACUGUUCAAAGGAUUUUGACAUGUUGUACUUCCUGGUUUCCUCAGCUGUACUAUAAAAUAAAUAAAACAGUAUUGUAGAUGCUAAUUUUUUUAAAAAAAAUUCUUUCUUACCUGCACCGAUGAUAGUCAUUGUUUGGAUGGGAGGCUUUUAUCCAUUUCCACAGUCACACAAUCAAUCAAUCAAUCAAUCAAUCAAUAGCUGAACUGGGAUUCACACAGUCACAAAAACAAAUUAACUGAAAAAGCCUCAAAUAAAAAAAACGCAAAAUAAAUAGCAAAAGCACCAAAUAUAAGCUCCAAAUAUCACCUUAGAACACUGCAGUCGGAAAUGGAAGGCUUGAAUUACAAUUGGGGGGGACACAAAGUAGCAGCGCAACAGGAAACACACAGGGGGACACAAAACGGAGCACAUUUGGCUUCCAAAAAAAAGUUCGGAAACCAGAACACCUACUUCCGGUUUUGCAGUGUUUGGGUUCCAAGUUCUUCUUUAACUAAGCUGUUCGAAAACCAAGGUACCACUGUAUUAGACAAACUAGAACCAGGCUGCAGACAUGGGGCAGGCCAGAAAGGGACCCAGUCUAAUUACAAACUUAAUUCCACUUAUCUGGGAGUAAACUCCCUAGAGUGCAAUGCACUUUCCUUCUUAGAAGACCAGGUUAGUCUGGUAGUCCUACAUGCACAACACACAAGAUUUGCAUACAUCCGCCACAACACUGGUGAGUACAGAGACUGUGGAGGUAACAAAAACAAACACAAAAACAAAAACCAAGCAGUGGUUUUGCUGCUUGAAAUGGGCUUGUAGCACUUGGGCCAACCAUUUAAAACGGGGAUGGGGAUGCUGUGCUUCUCCCAAUGCUGUUGGACUCCAACUCCCAUCAGCUAGUCUGAUGCUCUAACCACUACACCACACUGACCCUCUCCAUUGUGGUUGCCCAAAGAUGGUGGAAGUGGAACCACCGAGAUAUUCUCAAGUCUGGAUGUUCUAGAGGAAGACUUAGAGAAGUACCACACCCACACACAUACCCCACCCAGUCCCACAGCAGUAAGGGGAAGAUGUGCAAAAGAAGAUAAGCGCUUGCCAGCUUCAGGGAGCCUGUGGUUGCCAUGCUGAUAUCUAGAUGACUAAAAGGGGACGUUACUGCCCUAGUCUGAGCAGGAUGAAAACCACCAUCCACUUGCACAGCCAGUCUGCUUGCCUGGCAGCCCAUCCAUCUUACUUUCCUCGGCCGUUCUGUGGUUGUGCCUUCCUCCGCUGUGGGUGCAGCAAGCGGAGCUGAGCAGGGGCUGAUCGUGCUUGCUUACUGGUGAGGCUAGUGCACUCUGCAUGAGCUCUGAGGCAUCCUUUCUUCACGUCGGCCGCCCUAGCAUUUUGUGUGGGAGGGUGGAUAACUUUGGUGGUCCUUGGUUCCAAGAGCCUCUCGGUCUCCCCACAUGUCCCAACGUGGGCAGGCCCCUCUCACACCCGCGAUGCAUUGCCAAGCUGACUACACCACUUCCUCUCGCUGUGUGCAUUUAACGGUUGCUUCUUCUUUUUCAGUAUUUCUCCACCGCCACCUCCUCCUCGGUUUCAUUCACUCCUUCCUGCCCGGCCAAACAGAAUAUUGGUGAGGCGAAGGCAAAGCUGAGGCCUGCCCCACAAGAACCUUCCCUCAACAGGUGGGACCAGCGUUGCGUGAAGCCUUCUUCCUAAGCAAAAGGUAGAGGGGAGCGGGAUGGUGGGGCAUUGGUCAUUUGGGAUAGAGCAAAAUUGCAAAGUAUCGUGUGGAAAUGGUUGUGGGGAAGGUGGGGUGGCAGCUGCGGAAAUGAGAGGUGCAUUGUUAAAGUGCGUUUGUUGUAUCGUCCACCUGGCAUCCCUCGAAGGAGUUCUGUUGGGCAUCUUCACAGAAACCUGUGAGGUAGGUUAGCGACUAGCCGAGGCGGGAUUUGAACCUGGCUCUAAAUCAAACACUUUGUCUGCUAAGUAGUCUGCCCCGAGCUGGGAUUAAGAGCUGAAAGAGCUGGAAGAACAGUGGAAAAGAGGCUGCUAUAUGCAGAAAAUCCAGCAUCUCGACCAAGUGGCAAAAUAGAGAAAUCUGCUUCAGGCAGGACCAUGAUAGAGAGAUGGGGAAAGGCAGGAAUUUGAAUUUUUGAAGUGCCGGCCCUAACAGAAGGGAGGUGGUACUUCUGGGGCUCAGCUUCAGGCGGCAAAAUGACUUGAGUUGGCACAGGAGUCUCCACAGGACUAAAUCAGGUUUCUGGUCCUGAUUUCAUCCUUAUAAUCUAGGCAGCUAUAUAGUUUUAUAGUCUCCAGCCACAUUUUCCUUCCUGGAUGCUGGAAGCAUUUCUUAAACUCUUCGCUGCUCAUGAAUAACACAUGCCGAAACGUGGAAAGUCAGUGAGCACCCUUUUUCUAUAGUGAUAAGUCACAGAUUCCAUGCUGCAUGGAUGAGUGAAAGUGCUGUGCAGCCCUCAAGUUUCCCCUACACCCACCUUCGAUUACGAUAUCUCACAGUAGAUUCAGAAGAGACGCAGUGGAGGAGACACAACGUGCACACGCUUGGCAUCUCCUGUCUGAGCUUCCUACGCAGGAACUGACAGAGGAUGGUCCAUUGUGGUGAGAUGUGGGGAAUCCCCCUCCCAAAAACUGCAGGAAAAGCACUCAGAGGACGAGUUUCUUUCAGGGCAGCCUCUCAUAGCACUUCUCUGGCCCCUCAAGGGAUGGGAUGAGGUAGAAAUUCAGAUUUUUUUGCAUUCUAAUGAGAAACUUCCUAAUCCACGCUUCUCAAGCCAAUGCACAAUUAAUUAUCCUUUGGAAUUUGCACCUCUCCAGAUUUUGCAGUGUAGAUCUCCAAACCGAGAGGGUGUGCAAAAAUGCAUAUGUUAGUGCUUCUCCAAUUUUCCACCUCCCACAUGAAUUGUUGAGGGUCUUGAUGAUUUUUUCCCCUGCCUGCUGUAGCAAUUGCAAUGCGCCGUGCUAGACACUGCAUGAUUUUGAAAUGCAUUUUUGUUGCUGCUUUUAUUUGUUAUACUGUAUUUGAUUGCACUUUAAAUUCCAUAGAAUUUGAUACGACUUCAGAGUGCAAGUGUCCUUUGCAGAGAUGGCACAGACCACCUGAAUGAAGCUUAUGGGCCACUGGUAAUCCGCAAACACAAUAUGGGAACCCUGUGUUAGGCACAAAAAUGCAUAUGUUAGGAAAGAUAAUGUAGAAAAAUCCAUUGCAUUAUAGGAAAUCGCUUACACAAAAAAAUGUGCCCAAUAGUCAAAACUGCAUACCUUUAAAAAAUAUGGGGGUUUUUUGGAGAGAAUUUUGCACUCAAAAAACAGAGGAAUUUUCAUGAGGAUUUUUUAAAAAACAGAUUGCAAUUUGCUGUGGAAAUGCAAAGAUGUUAGUUUAAGACUGGGAAACUGAGGAACUGAGAGAAACUGAAAUGGGCAGAUAUAUUCAUCCUUUAUCCUCAGGGUGGAGGAUAAGCUGCUCCAAGGAAUAUUAUACCAGGAUCUUCCCCUGACUUGGAGCCUGCCCUGUAGAGAGACAACAUGAAAUGGGUGUCCAAAUGGCACUGCAAUAUUUUUUUAGAGGGUUGGGCCUAGCAGGGAUGAGGCAAUGCUUCAGGCAGAGAACUGCCGUGGGCUGGAACAACCCUGAUCAUUCAGCGUUCUUUCUUUCUUACUUACUUAUAUUUUGUUGCUUCUAUUUCUUUUAAUUAUGGCAGUAUGAGAGAAACACUAGAAAGAGAAGCAGCAGGCUGUGGCAGGAAGAGGGAGCGGCCCUUUCCAUCCACCCGCCUUACACAACUGCCACCCGGCCCCUCCUCUCCCCAGGUUCUCACAGCGGUCAGCCAUUUUGUGGGGCGCACACAGUGAGGCCCCUUCCAUUGGCCUCCUUUGACCCAUUUUUGUUUUACGUUCCUUCCAUGAGACACAUUGUGGUUUCCUGCUGAAAGGCAGGAUAGAAAUAUAAUAAACGUACACAACAGAACAGUGUUGCAGCACACAAGCAGCAUUUCCACACAAUUAUCUCAUUAAGAGAAUGUCUCAACGUCAGACUAGGAUACCUAAAGGGCCGUCUCCUUUUGCCUGGCAGCUUGUUAAGAUGAAGGAAACGUUCGAGGGUGGAGGGUGGCAAAAUAUCAGGAGCCUCUGAGUUUACAGUAAUUCUCUAAUGGCCAUAAUUACUGUGGUGCCAAGGUGGUUGGCAGGGAUAUUUGGACUGGGCACAUGAGGGAAAUUCUUCAGCUGCAAGUGGCAGCAGGUAGGGCCUUGGGCAGUGCCAGUUUAAGGUUUCACAGCAGGCUUUGGCCAAGAUGGCCUCAGUAGGCUUCAGCUUCCACUGCGUCACCCAACUCCCUAGCAAUACCACUUGCCCUUGAAGUAUUCCCUCAAAUACUAUGUCAUGUGCUCUAUCGUAACUUUCCAGACUCCACCCUUGGAUGUUGCUUUCUGGAAAGCCUAGCCUGGGUCUUCCCUGUUGAUAUGGAAGAGCAACCAGGUUCCCAUGAGAGGAAACGGUCCUUUAUCUGAAGAAAUCUCCUCAUGGCCACCACCAGUUGCCAGCUUCCUAUUCAACAGGCACACACAUACACACAUAUUCCUAAUCCCAGCUCUGGGGCAUGGUGGAGGUGUCAGACGUUGAUAUUGCAUACCCCACAAGUGUCCCGGGGGAAAAUGGGGCAUCCUUUUUUUUUUAUCGCGAGAGAACAGUGGCCAUUUUGGUUGCUGUGAUCUUGCCUGAUUUUGCGGCGCAAUCCCCCCACCCCCGGAAAAGUGCUUUCUUUUGGGUGUGAUCUCACAUGGUAUCCCCAAGCACUUGUUUUUGGGUGCCUUGCCCAUUCUUUUUUUGGAGGGGGGAAACCAUGGCCAUGAUGUUCUCAUGAUAAAAAAUGGGAAAAUACAGCCCAGGAAGAUGGCGUCCUGGAUUUUGGCUUCAAGGUCUUGGAGGGUAUGGUAUGGCUGGGCAGGUGUCAUGGCCCAUUCCUGACCAGGGGACUAACCGCCAGCCCUGGCUGCCACCACCUUUUGCUAACCUUCACUGAGUGAGGGAGGAAAAUGUGACAAGUGAGCUGAAGGAGUUGCAGUCUCUGCUAGCCUCUCCCUCUGGGCGGGCAUGAGGACUGGGCCAUUUGCUUGCUCUCUUCCUCAGCAUCAAGGCAGCAUGGGAUUUCAGCAGGUUUUGGGUUGAUUGCUACCGUCCUUCUUAAAAUGGUAUCCUGCCUUUCUCUUAUUAUGAAACUCAAGGCAGUGUACAUGUAAGUCCUCAGCUGGUCUCCCAUCCAGGCACUGAUCAGCACUGAGCCUUCUUUGCAUCCAUAAGGGAGUAGACUCAUGUGCCUUUGGACCACAGCAAGAGCGGACUUUGCUCUUUCAAAUUUCAGUGGCAUCCUUUGCAGGGCCAAAAUUUGACAGCCCCACCUCUCGCCUUCCAUUCUGAUCUAUUUGCUAUAUCACACCUACACCGCUUCCUAUACUCAGCGCCCAGUGUGGCCAAAUCUGCCUCUGACAACACCCACUGGAUCGGGAAGGAAUGAUGGGUAUAUCUGCCCAUUUUCAGUUUACCUCCAUUUCUCAUAUCUUCAACUCUUCACUUUUCCACAUCAACUGACAAUUUUUUAAAAAGAGUCUAGGUGAAAAUUUCAGUGCUAAUUUCUCCUAAUAUACAUAUUUUUAUUUUUGUAUGCAAUUGUGCCGAGUCUACACAUUUUUGCAAAGCAAAUUCCCCCAGUAGAAUGCAUUUUUGUACAAUAUUUUCACCCACAUGUGCAUUUUUUUGUGCACACUUUGCUGCAUUUCUGUACACGUGACUCGGCUGGAGAACCGUGCUGCAAAAUUGGCGAACUGCAAAGGACGGCUACAUUUUGGUUCAUGUAUUGUUUCAGAAAGUGAAAGGCUCGCCUUGAAUGGUUCCUCCUGCCCCCUAGCUGCCCAUUAGUACCGGAGGGCGAGGUGGCGUUGUGAGCGGUUAGCUCUGCCGCUCGUACUACAGGCCACUUCCGUCAGCAAAAUGUGUUAUUCUUCCUGAGUGGAAAAUCCUGGGUGUGGCCUUGCUGGGUGGGGAGAUUUUGUCCCUCCGAACCAUUGAGUUGGGCAGCCUCACCGGCUAGGCCACAGCUUGGAUGUCCACCAGUCUGGAUGGCUGUAAAAGAAAAUUAGACCUUUUCAUGGAGGCAAGGCUAUCAAUGACUAGCUAUGGUGGUGACUCUGUUCUGCCUCUGCUGCUGGAGGCAGUAAUACUGCUGGAUACCAGUUCCUGGAAACCACAGGAGGGUUGCACUCUGGCUGCGUGUGAGAACAGAUGCUGGAUUAGAUGGGCCACUGGCCUGAUACAGCAGGCUCUUGCCACAAAAGAGCUCAGGCAUGAUAUAACUCUGAAAAAUGCAUAAGCACAGAUGAGAUUCCAAAGAUGGCAACUCCAUUCUAGACUCUUCUCUGGUUUUUCUUUUUUCUUUUCCCAAAUAUAUGCAUGGCAUUUAUACAGAGCCUCUCUCCAGGUCCCGAACAGCCUGGUCUGAUAGGGCUCAUUUUACAUUGCAGCUCCUGGGAUCUUUAGUACUCAAUGCAUGGACUCUGCUGCUGAGCUCUGAGCCAUCACUCAUGCAAUCUGCAUAAUAAUAAUAAUAAUAAUAAUAAUAAUAAUAAUAAUAAUAAUAAUUGUACCCUGCCCAUCUGGCUGGGUCUCCCCAGCCACUCUGGGCGGCUUCUAACAAAGAUUGGAAGCUUCUGAAAUGUAAAAAAAACGCUCGUGUCUAUAAUGCAUUCAAAUUAAAACCACAAGGGAAAUCUGGAGCAUAGAAACCUGUUUGUAUGUGGUCUUCCUCACUUGUCUUUCUCAGCUAUCGGCUCGUUCCACACCUUCCUCUUCCAAUCCCUGCUUCCUUCCCCCCCGAAAACCUCAUCAGCCUUGCUCCCCGCCCUUUCCUGUCUCUUUCAGUUCCUCCUCAUUCAAUUUGAGUUGUGGGGUAAGACUUGAGAAGGCUGCAGAAAUAAACUGGUCCUGUCUCCUACUUUACAGAGGACAGCAGCCCUUUGUUUGAAUGGCUCCUCUGUAGGAAGGUGUGUCCCGUCCAAGUGGCACAGUGAGCUAAUUCUAGACCCUGAACCCUAAUAGUCUUAAAAGAGAUCCCUUCAAUCAGGGGUGGGGAACCACCAGCCCAUGGGCCAAACCUGACCUGCCAGAGGUCCCAGUUUGGCCCAUGAGAGCUGUUUCCCCCCCAAACCAUGCCCAGAUGUGGCUUCACAGGAACUACUGGGAGCUUAAAGGAAAGUCCCGCUUGUUCUUUUGCCUGAAGCAAGAUGUGCUCCUGUGCCUUGUUUUGGAAGCAUUUUGUGGGCUGUACGAAGGAGUUCCUCUCCAUGUUGUUGAUACCUGCAAAAUCUGAGCUUCUAUCUCCGCCUCUAUCAGCUGAUUUUUGGGGGUGGGGUGGGGAGAAAGACACACUUUUCUAGCCCUUUGCUCAGUACUUCCCAAAAGGUCAAGCACUCCACACUGGGCAAUAGAUAUAGGACACAAUAUCGACCUAAACCUCUGGAAGAAACACUGGAAAAGAGAUUUGAAAUUUACCACACAUUAUUCUCUGAAAGAGAACUAUUUGAGAAUGAUUCAUAGAUGGUAUUUAGUUCCGAGUAGGUUGGCUAAGAUGUAUAAAGCUGAAUCAGAUACGUGUUGGAAAUGUAAAGAAAUGGGAGGAAUUUUUUUCGUAUGUGGUGGACAUGCAGAAAGGUAAAAGAAUAUUGGGAAAAGAUUUAUAAUGAGUUGAAAAAAAUGUUUAAAUUUACCUUCCCCAAAAAACCAGAGUCCUUUUUGUUGGGAAUAACCCAGACAGAAUUUCCCAGGUGCCAGAAGUUUAUUUAUGUAUGCAACAACAGCGGCCCGUGUUCUGUUAGCCCAAGAAUGGAAAGUGAGUGAGGUCCCAUGUAAAGAAGAUUGGCAACUUAAGAUGUUAGAACUUGCAAGCUUAACACACAGAAUAAGAGAGCAAGAAGAAUAUAUAUUUAAAGAAGAGUGGAACAUAUUUAUUGAAUAUAUGGAAAAUAAUUGUAAGCUGAAAACACUGGCAGCAUUCAACAGAGUAAACAAUAUUUGAUUGGUGUAAAAGUGGAAAAUUGAUUUGAAUGGUUAUAGUAAAAUAUGCAGGAAUGUAUGAUAUGUAACAUGAACCAUGAAAGGAGAAGAAGGGAAGUCACUGGAUAUUUUAAAGUUUGUAAAAAAAAUAAAAAUGUAAGAAACUGAAAACUCAAUAAAAAUUAUUUAUUAAAAGAAAUAAGCAAAGGGUCAAGCACCCAACAGUUAAGCUGGCUGUCGGGUGCUUGGGAACCUCACACAAGAGAUUUUGACAGGUGGGAGGAACAACCUGCCUGUCAGUCACAUGAAACCCCAGUGGUGUUACAUGAUUGACAAAUGGGCUAUUCUGCCCACCUGUCGACACUGGGCUGUGUUUCUCCACCUAACUGCUUAACUGGCCAUAUGUCAUAUGUCAUUGAAAAUUAACAUUUCUCUUCUCAGCCCCUCCCCAUCAUUCUAAUUUUUCAGCUAUGCCUAUAAAUUAUAUGUGCCAUCAUUUGUUAACUUUUUUUGAGUGAUGCAUUUCCUCCUUUUCCGGUGAUGCAUCAGUUGCUGCCCUCCUGCAGAUGUAUGUGGAUUUCAGACGUGAGAAAUGUGUCUGUCUGGUAGGAAGUGCCACUCCUUGUGGUAACCCUUCCUAAAACGGUUGUAGGCAGUUCUGCCCUCAACCAAUCCCCAGGCACAAAAUAGUGAGUGCUCCUGUCCACCAUAUUCCUUAGGAAUUCCUCUUGAUUGGAGCCCCAUUUUUUUUAAAGUUCUCACGCACCCCACUUGAAAAUACUGCUGGUUAAUUUGUUGUCUGGUUUAAAAGAGAAUUCACAGAUGCCAAGAUCCAUGUUUGGCACAAGUACUCUUUGGUAAGAGAACCCAAGCAGAGAUUUAAAAUUUUAAAAAAUACACAGCAAAGUAAAGCGUGGAAACAUAGGCUGGUGGAUCUUUAAAAUAUUCCUUUCUAAGAUGCUUCCUAAGUCCUCCUCUUCCCUUAGCAUAGAAAGAGACUACAUGUUUGGCAAGUUAAAAAUGGUUUGCAUACAAAAUCUUCAAAGAUCAGGUUCAUGUGCUUUCUCAUAUAGCAGUCAGAAAAAGACAGGCAGUAAAACUAAAGUUCUAAAGUGGUGAAUGGUUAUUUGCCUAGAAAUAAAAGGAUGGCUUGCAGAAAGCCAUGAAGCUAAGCUGGAGCAACCAGCUUAGCCUCCUUACUUGCAGGAGUGCAAAGGGUGUAAUGGGAAGAACGAAGGCUUGAUAACCCUUUCUCCCAAGAUAAGAGAGAGUGACCUAAGCCUGUCAGGACAGCUUACUCUGUGGUCUUAACCCCUCCAUGCAUUAAUUAGAGUUAAGCACGUUGGUUAUAUGGGACUGAGGAUCCCACAAAUACAUCCUUUUAUUCAUCAUAUGCUUCUGUCCUUCUAGAUUUGCUUACAGCUCUUUCUUUCUAGCUAUCUAUAUUUUCCUCUCUUAUCCAGAGCCGUCUUUCUCAUUGGACUUAGUGGUUCGUUGUGCCAGGGUGCUGGCCUCUCAGGGGUGCCCUGGUGAGUGGGGGAGCUGCGCGGCUUUACCAGCAGCCUCCCCUUUCCCUGCACACCUGCCAGCUGCGCCCCGCCAACUAUAUGGUUGGCGGGCAUGCAGCUUCCUUCCCAAGCCUCCACAGGAGGAGAGCGAUCCCCACAGAGGCUUAGGAUGGGAGCUGCACACACAGCUUCCCUCCCAAGCCUCUGCAUCUGCUAAAGAUGGCCCUGCUCCCGGUCGCUGUCCUCCUCCUGCUUCCUGGCAAAAGGAGGUGCGCAGCCUUCCUGGCUGCCUUCUCGGGCGGCCUGACACCAGAGAACAUGUCCUCCAGCACGUUUUCCUGCUUGAUCGCCACCACCACGCCAGGGAUCGGGGCGGUGGGGGAGGCAGAGGACAUUUUCCACCGCCCCCUCCCUUGUUUUGGAGUUGCUGGGGGGCGGCGGCAGAGGGAUCUUUGCACACGGCGCCGGAUAUGCUUAAGAUGGCCCUACUCUUAUCCAAUGUAUAUCAUGUUCAUUUCAAAGAGCUGGGGAAGGUUGAUAGCACAGUGGUUAGAGCAUCUGCUUUGAGUGCAGAAUGUCCCGGGUUUAAUCCCCAGGGCUGGGGAAAAGAUCCCUGUCCGAAAUCCCGAAGAGCCAUUACCAGUGAGUGGGGACAGCACUGAGUUAGAUAGACCAAGUGGUUUGACUCUGUAUAAGACAGCUUCCUUUUAUGUUACUAGCGAACAUCUUUUACAUUAAAGCAAUACUGUACAAAUCAAUUCACCAAAUAAAACUAGUUUGCAAGACUAGAGACAGGGUGCGGUCAGCUCCAGACCUUGUUAAACGCUGGAAAGGAAUUUUGCUGUGGGGUGUCCUGAGCCAAACAAGACACAAUGCCCUAGGAGACAUCCAUGAUGUGUAGCUCCACAUGAUCUGAGCAUGAAGUCCCCAACCCAUCAGAAGAAUUCACGGGUCCCUAAUUUAAAAAACCCAGGUGUUUAGAUAUUCUCUUACUCCUCUCUCUUUUCAGUGCAAUCUUCCAGGGGGGAAAAUGUUUUUAAAAAACUUUUCACAUUUUGUUCUCAGGUUGCUGUUCCGUGUUGCUCCACUACAUAUCACUAGCCAAGCAGGCCCUGCCCUCUGGAGUUCUGCCGCCAUGGAAACGCGAUCCCUUCUCAGGCAAAUAAUUGGCUACGGCAUGCCCUUUGGCGUCCUUAUUCUUUUGACCGUGGCUGCACAUGUUGAUGGGCAAGUUUCUGCUACUUCAGACACACGGCCUGUGGGGACCACCAUCUUUCCCCCCAUGUCAGCUUUCACAACUGAAAGGGUGGGCACAGAGCUUGCAACCUCACCCUCUCCAGCCAAGCCUUCAGCUCUCCCCUUGUCUCAGUCCACUGCUGCAGCUAAAAAACUGUCUCUAAAAACAGCCACUACAGAUACUAUUCUCCAAGAGAGCAGCACAGAUGAAGAUGCAACUAUCACCAACAAUACAUCAGGCCCCCAUCCCUCUACCGGCCCUGCGAUCAGCCUUACCACAGAAACAGCUGUUGUGGGACAAAAAUUUGCGAUCAGACCUACCACAGAAGCAGCUGUUGUGGGACAAAAAACUGGUACAACCAGUGGCGUGGCAAACCCUCUCAAUACAACAACAGCCCCUCUCGAGACUACUGUUGGGAGUACAUCUGGCAUCAAACCAAGGUCAAAUUCAAAACAGACUACCAAGGGUGAAGCACAGCCAAGUCCGAAGCCAGAACAAGAUGUGGUAGAUGACACCAAAACAAUGGACAACCGCACCCAUUGGCCUGCUCAGUGGCCCUCAACCACGACAGCUGUCCCCCAAACAACAAGCGCUGUCCUUGGCCCAAGAGCAAGUUCUGAGAACAACAGCCAGACUGGAAUAAUUGUGGCCGCUGUCCUCUGUGCCCUUCUGUUCCUGAUCCUCUUGAUUGCCAUCCUCCUUUGCUGGCGAAGGCGCCGCUCUGGCUCAACCAGCUUCAACGAGGGGUGGGCAGGCCAGGUGGCGCUGCCAGACGACUCGGCCUUGGAUCGGGAUGUGGAGCAAGGGGCAGUGCCUGCAAAGGAAGAGGAGACCAAGCGCAACACACUCAUCACGUUCUCCGGCAAGCGUCAGUCAAGGGUGCCUUCGGUAGCCAUGGAGGAAAUAGGCGAGAAAGGAGAGAGCGGGGAGAACCAGAAACUGCUUUGUGGAGAUGCUGGCGGAGGCUCCAGCCCAGAGGCUUCUGGGAAAGCAAAUGGUAGACUCUCAGAAUCCACCAUGCAGUCCUCUCAAGAGAUCGUGUUCCCUCCACCCCCAGCUAACCAGGAGUAGCCUCUUCCUCAACGACCAACGGAGGACACACUUCUUAUGCCCCUUUCUACCCCCCUUCCAGUAGAUUAGGACACUCCAUUGGCCCUGUUCCCAGUCCAUUCAGAGCUGGUGGAAGGGCGGAGGAGCCCAGGAGAGAAACGCUUGCACCAUCAGUGUUUCCGACCACAUCCUUUUUCCUGUUUGUAUGGUAUCUGCAAGGUAGAGACAGUGAUCUUAAACCAGGAGUCCUGGUUUCCCAGCCACCUUUGCCUUAGUCUCACCAAACCUCUUUUCCCUUCUAGAAGACAAGGGGUUUAAGCUGUUGCUUUUUCGCAGCUGUGCGGAAAACACCUUGGUGUGGUUGUACAGGUGGAAAAUCCAGGGCUUCAAAGAGGAGGGAGGUUGUGCUGGAGAAACAACGGCCUUUUAUUUGUAGCAGAAAGUCUUGGUUGCCAUUUUCAGAAAGAGGGUAAAUUGACGACAUCAAAUUUGCUGCAAUUUUCCACAACAUUGAAAAUGGUUGUGGGUGAUGAGCCCUAUUAUCAGAACCAGUUUGCAGGGGACUUUUAACGCAGAAGUGCGAAUAGGCUAGCCAGAUAUCGCAACCCUAUUCUUUAAAUCUAUCCAGGCCAGUGGGCAUGUAGGUUCAUAUGGACACUCUUCUCAUUUAAUGCAGGUACCAUCCCAAAUCUUUCCAACCAGACAGCUUACUGCUAUGUAUCAUAUCAAAAGUACAUCUUUUCAAGCAGCCAGUGAACGAACCCUUAUUAGCCAAUUCUCCAAGAUCUGUUGCAGGGUAAGCGGAGUAUAGAUGUUCAUAAUUUAAAGUAGACCACAAAUGGGAGGAGUGUAGCUGGAGUAAUGGGCAAUAUUUAUUUCUGGAUAACCAUUACAGUUAAGUGGGUUUUCAGGACCCAUUAUUACAGAUUGUUGCCUCUUAAUAUGCUUCGGUCAUUCUUUUGGACCAAUUAUCAAGGCGUUGGAGUGGGUGGGACGUGGGUUCUCCGUGAUUUAUUUACCCAGGAGUUGAUGUUUCUAACUCCCUUGGAGUGAGAGGCAACAAUUUCCUGAGAGGUAGAUACAUUAGUGUGCAGCAGCAAAAGCAACAAAGAGGCUUUAGGGCACUUUAGAGACAAAUGGAUUAAUAGCGGCACAAGCUUUUGUGAACUUGAAUCUUCUUUAUCUGAUGAAGUGGCUUCUAAUCCACGAAUGCUUAUGCCACAUACAAAAUUUGUUUGCCUAAGAUGAAAGAAGCCACACUGUUGUUUUGGCUGAGAUAACAUGUGGUAAUCAUCUCGUACUUAUUAGUACAAAAUAGUUAAUGAUACUUUUGUGAAUAGGCACUUAGGGAAACCAAACCAAAGAAUCUACAAAAGUUUUUUACUGGUUUUCUGAAAGCCAGUGUUAGGGCACCACAAGAUAGAUGCUUUAAAAUCCUCACAGAAUUACAGGUUCCAAAGUUCAUUGGAGGAGAAAACAUGGCAAUUAUUCUGGUUUUGGUCCAGUUUAGAUUUCUGCUGCAGGUCAUAAUCUGUGACAGUGUUUGCCCGCACAAGCCCCAAUGAAACAAAUAGAAAGAGCUGUGCAAGAGGCCAUCUGCCAUUUUCCCUACUUGUCUCUCCUCCAUUCACCCUCUGGAUAACCCUGUCUAGUGUUCACUAUAUGUUCAAUUGCUGUUUGUGUCAAUUUGUUGUGGUUUUUUUGCAGAGAUUUAUUUUUGUGUGUUGCCGUAUCAAAAUAUAUCAAUAAAGAAGUUUUACUUUGGUUUAAUUUUUUGGAGUGUGGUUUGGAACGAUGUCAAAACCCACUAUUUCAAUCAGUUCCGAGUGACAAUGUAGCUGACACACAGUACACCCAUCUUUUUAUAUUGUAUAAUACUAAAAUUCAGGUUACAGUGGUACCUCGGGUUACAGAUGCUUCAGGUUACAGUCGCUUCAGGUUACAGACUCCGCUAACCCGGAAGUACAUUGAAAACAAUUAAACAAUAGUUUUAAGCAUCCAUAUCCUGAUGAUUUGAACCUUUCAAAUCUUGCCAAUGAAGGUGCAAAAGUGAUCUAACAAAAGUUCUUCAUCUCAAAGAAAACAAAGGCGGCGUUCAGAACGCUGGAAUUAAUUGCUCUAAUCUCUGCUCGUGGUGUUUAUCUUGCAUGCAAUUAUUUUGCAGGACUCCUGGGCUCUCCUUAAUAGACACUGGUUGUUCAUCUGUAUGGGUACACAGGAGAAGGCCUGGUCCUGCGUUAGGGGCCUAAAUCAACCCUGGGGUUGAUUUGCCUGCCAUUAUUACAGGCUGGGGUGGGGCACAGUUUCAGGGUGGCGGUUGUAUGUACUUCUUACCUCUUGAUUGUGCUUUCAAUGAAGUUGUAACCCCUCCCUUUUGCUCAAAGUUGGUUAAAGGCUAAUUAAACUAAUGAGCGUGCUGUGGUUUAAAAAGAAAUGAAAUUAUCCUUCCUUCCCUGUGUAUGAAUUCAUUCUGCUCCUUCAUCUGAACUUCAUCCAAAUGAAGUUCCUUUGAUUCCAGAUCUUAAGGGAUUUCUUGAAGUCAUUAUAGGUAACUUGCUGCAGGGAAAUGGCUCAGGAAGCAUCUUGUUUUAUUCUCUCCUCCCCGCCCCUUUAAUUUUAUACCACUCUCAUCUACCACAAAAAUCUCUCUAGACUAAUUGGUACUCCCCGUUCGUUGAACCAGCAUGAGCUGUCACAAAUAAGCACUGCACUGAAAUGGUACAUUUU